This is a messenger RNA of Necator americanus (New World hookworm), 849 nucleotides long. RefSeq lists its product as uncharacterized. The coding region runs from base 1 to 849 and encodes 282 amino acids. The transcript is spliced from 7 exons. The record is from RefSeq and is a predicted model, not a curated record. Lineage: Eukaryota; Metazoa; Nematoda; Chromadorea; Rhabditida; Ancylostomatidae. Gene Ontology annotation, cellular component: endoplasmic reticulum.
AUGUUAAAAAAAGUACGGGAGAACAAAAGAAAGAAAGGAAACAGAAACCUAAGGAUGCGGUCCUUAAUUCCUCUGCUGGGUCUCUUUUCUGUCCUUUUCUUCUUCUCCCCAGCUAAUGCGAACAAAUUCGAUCAGAUCAAAGAGAUCUACUCCAACCCUUUGUCACAUGGAUUCGGUGAAGAUAUCGAUUGGGUGCCUUGGGAAGAUGCGAUCGAAAAGGCGUUAGAUACUAAUAAACCCAUCUUCUUGUUAAUUCACAAGACAUGGUGCCAUGCAUGUAAAGCUCUUAAAAAGACCUUCCAACAGUCACAUGCUCGUAAAGCAUUCAAGAAGCUAUCUGAGUACUUUGUGAUGGUGAACACAGAGGAUGACGAGGAACCUUUCGAAGAGGAAUACCGGCCGGAUGGAAAAUACAUCCCACGACUUCUGUUCCUCGACAAAAAUGGCGAUCUUUUGGAGCAAUUCAAGAACAAGAAGGCCGAAUACAAAAACUAUGCUUAUUACUAUUCAUCACCAGCUGAUAUUCUUAAUUCGAUGAAAGAUGUGCUACGAUUCUACGAGAUUGAGGUGCCAGAGCUGAGGAAAGCUGAGAAGCUGAAGGUCCCACCCCACAAAGCUAAGGAGCUAGAGGAGCAGAAGGCUAAGAAGGCUAAGGAAGAAGAGGAGAAGAAGAAGAAAGAAGAGAAGAAGGAGGAGGAAAAGAAGAAGAAAAAGGAGGGAGAAAAGAAAAAGAAGGACGAGGAAGAGAAGAAGAAAAAGAAGGAGGAAGAGAAGAAGAAGGAGGACAAGAAGACUACUAAGAAGGACGAUAAGAAUAAAGACAAGAAGGAAAAGAAGCAGGAGUUGUAG